AUGAAGCAGUGCCUUCCUGAGGCUGCUUGCUUAUACAAGCUGGGUCAUUUUUCUUUCCACUUUGUUUCAAAAAAUAAUUGCGGUUUUACUCUUGCAUUUCAGGCAGUUCCUUUUAGUCUAGACAGCGUUGCAAAUUCCAUUCACUCCUUAUUUUCGGAGGAAACACCUGUAGUUUUGCAGUUGGCUCCCAGUGAGGAGAGAGUGUAUAUGGUGGGGAAAGCAAACUCGGCGUUUGAAGACCUUUCAGUCACAUUGCGGCAGCUCCGUAACCGCCUGUUUCAAGAAAACUUCCUUCUCAACUCUCUUCCCCUCAAUUCUCUGAGUAGGAAUAAUAAGGUUGACCUGCUCUUUCUCUCCGAACUGCAAGUGCUACAUGAUAUUUCGAGUUUGUUGUCUCGUCAUAAGCAUCUAGCCAAGGACCAUUCUCCCGACUUGUAUUCAUUGGAGCUGGCAGGUUUGGAUGAACUUGGGAAGCGUUAUGGAGAAGACUCUGAACAGUUCAGGGAUGCUUCUAAGAUCCUUGUUGAUGCUCUCCAAAAGAUAAAUAGCAAUGCUACAGGUUCAGAGCUCUCUGGUUCUAUUCACAGGCAGAACUGCUACACAGAGAAACAGAAAAAUCUGAACAAAUAG
Molecule: messenger RNA, 630 nt
Organism: Mus musculus (house mouse)
Lineage: Eukaryota; Metazoa; Chordata; Mammalia; Rodentia; Muridae
Product: predicted gene, 36448
Exons: 6
Coding region: 1-630 (209 amino acids)
Source: RefSeq, a predicted model, not a curated record